This is a messenger RNA of Acanthosepion pharaonis, 936 nucleotides long. NCBI's taxonomy places the organism in Eukaryota, Metazoa, Mollusca, Cephalopoda, Sepiida, Sepiidae. The record is from the annotation of a GenBank genome assembly.
AUGCAUCGAUUACCUGAAAUGGCCAAGCACUUCGAUUUACCUGUCAAUAAAGAUAAGCAGCCACAGUCAAUGCGUUCAUGUUUUAAACAUGAAGUAUGUAGAUUUCAAUCAGGAGAUAGAGAAUGUAGUGUUAGUCACAGCGUUUUAUUCCCUGUAUUUUUCCUUCUUUUCAUUCGCCUCUCUCUCUCUCUCUCUCUCUCUCUCUCACUUCCAUAUUCGUUCUUUCUUUGCAUAACCUUUCAAUUUUUCUCUUUCUUUCGUCCUAUUUCCUCCCUUUUUCUUUUAAGUUUAAAUUAUUUUCUUUCUCUUUCGCUUUCCUUUGUUUCCAUGUUUUUCUCUUUAAUCUUUCCUAUGUCCCUAUAUUGUUCCUUUGCUUUAUUCCAUAUUAUCCCACGUUCUUGCUUUAUAUGCCCUUUCUUUAUUCGCUAUUUUCCUUUCUUUUUCGUAUUUUACUUUCUUUUUCGUAUUUUUCUUUUCUUUUUCGUAUUUUCCUUUCUUCCAUUUUUAUUUUCUUUUUUCCUGCUUUUAUUUUACUUUCCUAUGUUUUUUUUUAUUUUCGUUACUUUUAUUUUUCCUAUUUUCUUUCGCGCUCUUUCUCCCUAUUUACUGUCGUUCAAUCUGUAUUUUCCUUUCAUUUUCCCGUAUUCUGUUCAUUAUUUACUUCCCUUUUCCUUACUUUUUACCUCAUAUUUCUUUCCUUUUUUUAAGCUUUUUUACUCUUUUUUCCCCUGUUUUGUUUCUCUCUCACACACGACUUUUUCUUUAUAUUUUCUUUUCUCAUAUUUUCUUUUCUCUUUCAUUUUCUACUUUUCCUUUUUACAUGCAUUCAUUCUUUCUUCGUUUAAUUAUUACCGUUUCUCUGUUUUUCUUUUGUAUGCGAUUUUUCAUGUUUUAGACUUUCUAUCUACUUUAUUUGGCUCAUACAAUUAUCAAUAG